Telopea speciosissima is the source of this 1009-nucleotide messenger RNA. RefSeq lists its product as uncharacterized. NCBI's taxonomy places the organism in Eukaryota, Viridiplantae, Streptophyta, Magnoliopsida, Proteales, Proteaceae. The coding region runs from base 56 to 796 and encodes 246 amino acids. The transcript is spliced from 9 exons. The record is from RefSeq and is a predicted model, not a curated record.
CUUCAAUUUAUACUUUCUCCAAACAGAACCUUAAUUUACAUCACUACCAGCUUCCAUGGCCAAGACGAUUUUUACUGUGAAUGCCUUAAGACUUCUGUUCUUUGUGUUGGGUUGCUUGAUGUUGGCAACCCUCAUCUACACUAUCUCCACCGAUGGUUCUCCAUUCCGCAGAGAGCUCUUGACACCGUGGAUGACUGCAACCUUGAUUGAUUUCUAUAUCAAUGUUAUCACAAUAGCGGCUUGGGUUGCCUACAAGGAAGCAAACUGGAUUAGUGGAGCACUCUGGAUUAUUCUAUUAGUAUGUUUUGGAAGCAUCACUACAUGUGCCUAUAUUGUUGUCCAAUUUUUCAAGGUCUCAUCUCAAGAUCCUUUACAAGACCCUAUGUACCAUGUUUUGUUGCGGCAUUGGAACAAGGGUGAUGUUGAAAGAAAUAGGACCAUCUCCUUCGUCUUGGUUGCAAGAGUUUUUUUCAGCGUAUUGGGUUGCAUGAUGUUGGCAACACUGAUUUGCACCAUAUUGAUUGAUGGCCUUCCUUUCCGCAGAGAGCUAUUGACACCAUGGAUGGCAGCAACACUGGUAGAUUUUUAUAUUAAUGUUGUGGCUAUUGCGUUUUGGAUUGCUUACAAAGAAUCGAGCUGGAUAACUACACUCUUGUGGAUAGUUCUAUUGAUAUGUUUUGGCAGCCUCACAACAUGUGCCUUUAUAGUCAUGCAUCUUGCCCACCUCUCGUCCCAAGAUCCACUCUACCUAGUUUUGUUGAAUGAUCAUAGCAGCAAACAUGUUGCAGAGAAGUAGUUUUGAGCUAUAAGUUGGAUGGAAACAAACAUCUACAAUUUAGAAUGGGGUGAUGAAAGAAAAGACCUGGACAAUAGAGUAGACAUUUACUGAUACACACUCAUUGCCACGGCAAAUAUUGAUGCUCUUAUCUUUUUUAUUAGAUAUGAAUAUAUGAUUUGUUAUCUGUAAAGAGCUUUGAUCACCAAUUCAGCAUCAGAUACAGUUCUACUC